Ochlerotatus camptorhynchus is the source of this 1028-nucleotide messenger RNA. RefSeq names its product mantle protein-like. NCBI's taxonomy places the organism in Eukaryota, Metazoa, Arthropoda, Insecta, Diptera, Culicidae. The transcript has 5 exons. The coding region runs from base 60 to 989 and encodes 309 amino acids. The record is from RefSeq and is a predicted model, not a curated record.
CUAGCGCAGUUCAGUCCAAAAACCACUGGUGCGAAACACCAUCGACGGUAGCAUCCAAUAUGAAGGUGUUCGUUGUGUUGUCCAUGGCUUUGGCCAUUGCGUCAUGCGCGGCAGUUGACGAUUCCAGCAAAAAGGAAAAACGUGGCCUGUGGGAUUUGGGAUACGGACAGAAUUCCCUUGGCUUCGAUGACCACGACCACCACCAUCAGCAUGAAGUGAAGCACUUGACCACCACCAUCACCAAGAAGGUUCCAGUUCCAUACCCAGUUGAAGUGAAGGUCCCAUACCCAGUACAUGUUGAGAAGAAGGUUCACGUUGACCGUCCAGUUCCAUACCCAGUACAUGUUGAGAAGAAGGUCCACGUUGACCGUCCAGUUCCAUAUCCAGUCUAUGUAGAGAAGAAGGUUCACGUUGACCGUCCAGUUCCAUACCCAGUGGAAGUGAAGGUCCCAUACCCAGUCCAUGUCGAGAAGAAGGUCCACGUUGACCGUCCAGUCUAUGUUGAAAAGAAGGUUCACGUUGACCGUCCAGUCCCAUACCCAGUUGAAGUAGAGAAGAAGGUUCCAGUUCCAUACCCAGUUGAAGUUAAGGUUCCAUAUCCAGUACAUGUUGAGAAGAAGAUCCACGUUGACCGUCCAGUGCCGUACCCAGUGGAAGUGAAGGUCCCAUACCCAGUCCAUGUCGAGAAGAAGGUCCACGUUGACCGUCCAGUCCCAUACCCAGUCGAGGUAGAGAAGCACGUCCCAGUGGAAGUGAAGGUCCCAUAUCCAGUUCAUGUCGAGAAGAAGGUUCACGUUGACCUGGAAGUGAAGGUUCCAUACCCAGUCCAUGUCGAGAAGAAGGUCCACGUUGACCGUCCAGUCCCAUACCCAGUGGAAGUGAAGGUCCCAGUUGUCCACAAGGAAUACGUCGAAGUGCCGAAACCGUACGCAGUUCAUGUUGAGAAGCACGUUCCAGUCACCAAGCACGAGGACAAGCACUGGUGGUGAAUUGUUAUGUAACGUUUUGGACUGAAUAAAACGAAUUUG